AUGUUAUCUAUGGGUUUGGGGAUCGAGUGUCAGGCAAACUUGAAUGCCUCCGUCUUGAGGCAGAAGUUGCCUCAGCAAAAGCACAAGCUUUUAUUGGUUAACAAUAAUCAGAGAGCAUUGAAUUUCAAGCCAAGGACCUCUACCUUCUCUGUUUCUCACUCGCUGCCGGAGUUGAAGCUCAGACUGACCCAAACCACGAGAAACGUCAAGCUCUCCGCCGCCGCUGAGUCUCUAGUUGCUGAAGAAACGGCCGCUGCUGAUGACAACUUAACCACCGAAACGCCUCUGGAAAAAGAGAAGCUUGGAGUAGUUGUGAAGCCAAUUGAGAAACCAAGGCUUGUAUUGAAGUUCAUUUGGAUGGAAAAGAACAUCGGCAUCGCCCUCGAUCAAAUGAUACCGGGUCAUGGCUCCAUCCCUCUCAGCCCCUAUUAUUUCUGGCCGAGGAAAGAUGCCUGGGAGGAGCUCAAGGUCUUGCUCGAGAGCAAGCCAUGGAUAUCUCAAAAGCAGAUGAUUAUUCUUCUCAACCAGGCUACUGAUAUCAUCAAUUUGUGGCAGCAGAGUGGUGGCAAUUUGGCGUAA
Prunus armeniaca (apricot) is the source of this 579-nucleotide messenger RNA. The record is from the annotation of a GenBank genome assembly. Lineage: Eukaryota; Viridiplantae; Streptophyta; Magnoliopsida; Rosales; Rosaceae.